AUGGCCCGCACCAAGCAAACCGCUCGUAAGUCCACCGGAGGCAAGGCUCCCCGCAAGCAGCUUGCCUCGAAGAGCUCCGCCGCUCGCAAGACUGCCACUGCCGCCGCUGGUGGUGUCAAGAAGCCCCAUCGUUUCCGGCCGGGUACCGUCGCCCUUCGUGAAAUUCGUCGCUACCAAAAGUCGACCGAGCUCCUCAUCCGCAAGCUCCCCUUCCAGCGUCUGGUUCGUGAAAUCGCCCAGGACUUUAAGACUGAUCUCCGCUUCCAAUCGUCCGCCGUCAUGGCCCUCCAGGAGGCUGCUGAGGCUUACCUUGUUUCCCUCUUCGAAGACACCAACUUGGCUGCUAUCCACGCUAAGCGGGUCACCAUCCAGCCCAAGGAUUUGGCCCUUGCUCGUCGUCUCCGUGGUGAACGCUCGUGA
This is a messenger RNA of Mycena indigotica, 420 nucleotides long. Its product is annotated as histone H3. The coding region runs from base 1 to 420 and encodes 139 amino acids. The record is from RefSeq and is a predicted model, not a curated record. Gene Ontology annotation, molecular function: protein heterodimerization activity; structural constituent of chromatin; DNA binding. NCBI's taxonomy places the organism in Eukaryota, Fungi, Basidiomycota, Agaricomycetes, Agaricales, Mycenaceae. Gene Ontology annotation, cellular component: nucleosome. The transcript has 4 exons.